CAUUAACAUAUAAACUCCUUGCACCUGGAUCCAUACGAUCAUUGACAACUGCCCUCUGAUAUUGAAGCCCCGUCCUCGUCCACCGUAUCACUCGGCUCCACUUCCCAAGGGCCGAGGAAAAUCAAGCCCAAAUCUUCCAGGGGAUUCUUCCAGCUGAUCACAACACAACGUCUAUACCGUCCACCGGGUGACAGAUCGGUUCCGGCUGGUUCCUGGCAGAUCGCUUGGCACGACGCCGGCCGCAGAGCCUUCAAAUUGCGUGAGCGUGCAUGUGCUGCUCACAAGGGGAGAGGGAGAGAGAGAUUGGUGGCUGCCGUGCGUGCUCCUUCGCUGGAAAAGGGACGCAGGUCACCUGCUUCUUCGUCGUCUCCUUCUUCUUUUCUAUUACCAGGGACAGGGAGGAGGGAGUAGAUAGGUAGAUUGGAGCGGUUCUUGGCUUCCACUCGAGCCGCCCUUCGCCUCCGAUCUGCUUCGGUUCUUGGUCGGCUUCGGGCUUCUUCUUCCCCUCGGCUGCUCUUCUUGAGAGGGAUCGGUGAGACCAGACUCUGUGCGUGUCUUUGUUGGAGAAGAUGUCGGGGGCUGUUUUUGUCGCAAUAGCGGCUUCCAUCGGCAAUCUGCUUCAGGGGUGGGACAAUGCCACCAUUGCAGGUGCUGUUUUGUACAUAAAGAAGGAAUUCAAACUAGAAAGUGAACCCACUGUGGAGGGAUUGAUUGUGGCCAUGUCACUCAUUGGUGCCACUAUCAUCACAACAUUCUCUGGGCCGGUAUCAGACUCGAUUGGCCGGCGCCCUAUGCUCAUCCUCUCUUCAAUUCUGUACUUUCUCAGCAGCCUCAUCAUGCUAUGGUCCCCAAAUGUCUAUGUACUAUUGCUGGCACGUCUUAUAGAUGGAUUCGGUAUCGGCUUGGCUGUCACUCUUGUGCCUUUGUACAUAUCAGAAACAGCUCCUGCAGAGAUUAGAGGUUUGCUGAAUACACUGCCACAGUUCAGUGGGUCAGGAGGGAUGUUCUUGUCAUACUGCAUGGUUUUCGGGAUGUCACUGUUGCCAUCACCUGAUUGGAGAAUUAUGCUUGGGGUCCUCUCAAUUCCUUCAUUGUUCUUCUUUGGACUGACAAUAUUUUAUCUGCCGGAAUCCCCAAGAUGGCUUGUCAGCAAAGGGCGGAUGGCAGAGGCAAAGAAAAUAUUGCAAAGAUUACGUGGGAAGGAUGAUGUCUCAGGCGAAAUGGCUCUUCUUGUUGAAGGAUUGGAGGUCAGUGGGGACACCACCAUUGAAGAGUACAUCAUUGGCCCUGCUACUGAGCCAGCUGAUGACCAUGUCGCUGAUGGUGAUAAAGAACAAAUAACGCUAUAUGGGCCUGAAGAGGGCCAAUCAUGGAUUGCUCGACCUUCCAAGGGACCCAGCAUGCUUGGAAGUGUGCUUUCUCUCACAUCUCGUCAUGGCAGCAUGGUGAACCAGAGUGUACCCCUUAUGGAUCCUAUCGUCACGCUUUUUGGUAGUGUCCAUGAGAACAUGCCUCAUGCUGGAGGAAGUAUGAGGAGCACACUGUUUCCGAACUUUGGUAGUAUGUUCAGCGUCACAGAUCAGCACCCCAAAACCGAGCAGUGGGAUGAGGAGAACCUACAUAGGGAUGAUGAGGAAUAUGCAUCUGAUGGUGCUGCAGGUGACUAUGAAGACAAUGUCCAUAGCCCACUGCUAUCCCGACAGACUACAAGCAUGGAAGGGAAGGACAUUGCACACCAUGGUCACCGUGGAAGUGCUUUGAACAUGAGAAGGAGAAGUCUCUUGGAUGAGGGCGGUGAGGCAGCGAGCAGCACUGGUAUUGGUGGGGGAUGGCAGCUCGCAUGGAAAUGGUCAGAGCGAGAAGGUGAGGACGGUAAGAAGGAAGGGGGUUUCAAAAGAAUCUACUUACACCAAGAGGGAGUCCCUGGCUCAAGAAAGGGCUCGGUUCUUUCACUUCCUGGUGGAGGUGAUGCUCCUGAAGGUGGUCAGUUCAUACAUGCUGCUGCUUUGGUCAGCCAGCCAGCACUUUACUCAAAGGAUAUUACGGAACAGCGCAUGGCCGGUCCAGCCACAAUUCACCCAUCGGAGGUAGCGACCAAAGGUCCAAGCUGGAGAGAUCUGUUUGAACCUGGUGUGAGACGUGCCCUGUUAGUCGGUGUUGGAAUUCAGAUCCUUCAACAGUUUGCUGGAAUAAAUGGGGUUCUCUACUACACUCCGCAAAUUCUUGAGCAAGCUGGUGUGGCAGUACUUCUUUCCAAUCUUGGCCUCAGUUCGGCAUCAGCAUCCAUCUUGAUCAGUUCUCUCACUACCCUACUAAUGCUCCCUAGCAUUGGAUUGGCCAUGAGACUUAUGGAUAUUUCUGGAAGAAGGUUUCUCCUACUAGGCACAAUUCCAAUCUUGAUAGCAUCUUUAAUUAUUCUGGUUGUGUCCAAUGUUAUCGACUUGGGUACAGUGCCCCAUGCUGCAUUCUCCACAGUUAGUGUCAUCAUCUACUUCUGCUGCUUCGUCAUGGGCUUUGGUCCCGUCCCCAACAUUCUAUGUGCAGAGAUUUUUCCAACUAGGGUUCGCGGCCUCUGCAUUGCCAUUUGCGCCUUGGCAUUUUGGUUUGGAGACAUUAUUGUCACCUACAGUCUUCCUGUGAUGCUGAAUGCUAUUGGCCUAGCAGGUGUGUUUGGCAUAUAUGCAGUUGUCUGUGCGAUUGCCUUUGUGUUCGUCUUCCUUAAGGUCCCCGAGACUAAGGGCAUGCCCCUUGAGGUCAUCACUGAGUUCUUUGCAGUUGGUGCAAAGCAAGUGGCCGCAAAGGCCUAAUUCCUUGGCAACUUGCUUGCGACUUUUGCACCGUAAAUUUACAAAUUUGAAGAGAUCUCACCAAGAGGCUUGGGAAACUUUUGAUUUGUAAAUGAGACAAAGAGUACAUCUGUCCAUGCUCCCUAAGCGACAGAAAGAGUACAUCAGUGGCAAAGAACAGAUUUUGAGUAGGAAAACUCCAUGUCAUUUACCAUCAGUUGCUGUUUAUUAGUACUGUAUUAGGUAUGUUGUUAUUCAUCCAUGGUUGUUGGUAUUGAUGUUUAGAAUAAAGUUGAUGAUCUGAUUCGGAGGUGCUAUAUUGAAGUCCCAAAUAAAGAAUGUUUUUCAUAUCGUCUUGGAAUA
This is a messenger RNA of Phragmites australis (common reed), 3149 nucleotides long. Its product is annotated as monosaccharide-sensing protein 2-like. Bases 570 to 2807 code for a protein of 745 amino acids. Gene Ontology annotation, molecular function: myo-inositol:proton symporter activity. Gene Ontology annotation, biological process: transmembrane transport. The record is from RefSeq and is a predicted model, not a curated record. NCBI's taxonomy places the organism in Eukaryota, Viridiplantae, Streptophyta, Magnoliopsida, Poales, Poaceae. Gene Ontology annotation, cellular component: membrane. The transcript is spliced from 7 exons.